Messenger RNA from Hansenula ciferrii, 2829 nucleotides. RefSeq names its product Vps72p (gene VPS72). The coding region runs from base 1 to 2829 and encodes 942 amino acids. The transcript has a single exon. Gene Ontology annotation, biological process: chromatin remodeling; regulation of DNA-templated transcription. Gene Ontology annotation, molecular function: ATP-dependent H2AZ histone chaperone activity. NCBI's taxonomy places the organism in Eukaryota, Fungi, Ascomycota, Saccharomycetes, Phaffomycetales, Wickerhamomycetaceae. Gene Ontology annotation, cellular component: nucleus. The record is from RefSeq and is a predicted model, not a curated record.
AUGCCCUCCAUCAACAUUUCAAAAAUUCAACACAUCAACAAAUCAUCACAAAAAAGAAUCAAUCAAAACAUCAACAACUCCAAUUACAAAGGAAAAAAGAAGUCACUGACAAUGAGUGACGAAGAGCUUUUGACAAAGACGAGGCAACGGAGAGCCAACGCAGGAUCGCGGUUGAAGCAAUUGUUGAAGGCCGAAGAAAUUGCGAACGAUGGCGACGAGGAUGAGAACGAGAUUGAUUUGUUAUUCCAAGAAGAUGAUGACGAUGCUGAGUUCCAGGUUGGUGAUAAGGAUAGAUAUGGUUAUCAAGGAAGUGAAGGUGAAGAAGGUGAGGAACAGGAUGGAAGUGGUGAUGAUGAAGCUGGAAGUGAUAGUGAUAAUGACAAUGAUGACGAUGAUGAUGAUACUCGUGCAAAAUCAAAAUCAAGACCCAGAUCAAGGUCUAGAUCAGCUAGUGUCAAGGAAGAUGGCAAAGAUGAACAAGGCGGUGAUGAUGAUGAUUCAGAUACAGGACAAGUAGAGGACAAUGAUGAUAUGUUUAGUGAUUCAGAAGAUGAUGAUUCUGGUGAAGACGAUUCAGAUGAAGGUGAACGAGAAUUACAAAAACAAGAACGUGCAAAGAAACGUCAAGCCCAGAAAAAGGCUAGACAAGUGCCCAAAAUCAUCAAUCAAAAGAAAACUACAUCAAAAUCAAAGAAAAAACCAAUUGAUCAACCAAAAGCUGAUACUUUAUUAUCAUUAAGUCGUCGUCAAUCAUCAAGAAUGACUGCUGUUCAAAAUAAAAUGGAUCUUGUGGAAAGAUUAAAAGAAGAUGAAGCACGUCGUUCAAGUAUAAAACCUGUUGCUAGAGUUGAAUAUGUUGAAUUAACCCAAGAGGAAAGAUUAAAAGAAGCUUUAGAAACUGAAAAAUAUAAUAUUUCAACAUUAAAUAAAUAUAAAGAACAAGAAAUUGAUAAGAAAAAGAAACAACGUGCUUUACAAUUAAGUAAACGUAAAAAAUUAGAAAAUAUCAUAUCAUAUAAAACAAUGCCAAUUUUUGUUACACCAGUUGAAGAACAUGAAUUAGAAAGAUUUUUAAUGAAUAGAGAUACCAUAAGAAGGAAAAGAGAUAGACGUGGUCGUAAAAGUGAAAAACAAAAAAGAGAAGAAGAAGAAGCUCGUGCUUUGGAAGAAGCAAGAAAGAAAAGAGCUGCAAUGUUUAUUAUUCAACCAAAAUCACCAAUUUCAAGUCCUGAACAAUUAAAAAAAUUAAGACAAGAAAAUUUGGAAAAAUUGAAAGAUUUAGAAUUACCUGAUAGUUCUGUACCUCCUGAAUCUAAAGAAAGUACAGUUGAACCAAUUGGAUUUGGUGGUCCAUUAGAGAAGAAUGACGAGAAAAAAGUUGAUGAAUUGAAAUCCGAAUUAAAAUCUGAAGGUGAUGAAAAGAAUGAUUCUACUGUGAAAGAUGAAGAUACAAAUGAAUCACAAAUUCCUAAAGAGUCUAAAGAUGAUACAUCACAAGAUACUGAGAUUUAUCAAGAUAAUAAAGAAUCAACCUCAGAAGAUGUUUCAAAAUCAGAAGUUGAAACUGUAACAAAAUCUAAAGAUGUUACAAAACCAGAAGAUGAUACUGUAACAGAAUCUAAAGAUGAAACAAAUGAUAAAAAAAGACUUUUAUCAACAGAUCAAGAUGAAGAUGAAAAUGAUCAUAAAAAAUUCAAAAUUACAGAUCCAGAAAGUAGUGAUAAUGAAAUAUUAUUAAUUACACCAAGGGAAUUUAAUGAAGAAAAGAAAGAAAAAAUUAAUGAGGAUGAUCAUGAAGAUGAUCAUAAAGAUGAUGAAAAGGUUGAUGAAGAGGUUCGUAAAGAUGAUGAAGCAAAGACUGAGAAGGAAGAGACCGAGAAUAAAGCUGAAUCUGAGGAAGCUAAAGCAACAUCUACAAAUCAUGAUAAAUCACAAGAUGAUGCCACACAACAAGACGAAACUGAAGAUAAACCUGAAGUGCCUAAUGAAAAUAAAGAUACUGAUGGUGAUAUCAAAAUUGAUGAUGCUGAACCUUUAAAUCAAGAAUCAAGUGAACUUACAAAAGAUUCAGCUUCUGAAAUCAAAACUGAAGAACCUGAAGAAGUCAAACCAAUCAAAUCAGUCAAAUUCUUAGAUGAUGAACCUGAUCAAAAAGAUGAAUCUAAUCAAGAAUCAAAAUCAAAAGAACCAUCAAUAGAACCAUCAUCAUCUCGUGAAACUUCAGAACCUAUUCCAGAACAACCAAAAAUUAUAUUUGAAGGACCUCCACAAAAAGUUGGUGCAAAUUUCAUAUCCUUCGAGGAAUUAACCAAAAAAUAUUCAAUUGAUGAAAUUAAAACCUUGUUAUUUGGUUCACAAUCAUUAUUAGGUCCAUUAAGGAAAUCUACAGAUGUUGAAACUAUAUAUAAAGUACGUGCAUCGGAUGAUCAAGAUUCCCAAAUUUCUUCAAACAAUACAGAUCUUGACGAUUUACCAAAUUUUGAAAUCUUACAAAGUUUCCCUAAAUUCGGUGAAUAUAAUAAAAUUAAAAAAGAACAAGUCAUCUUGGAAACCAGAAAAGAUAUUAAAAUUGUUUUAAAGACUCAAUCACCAUCAGGAAUUCAUUUACCUAAUGGUAAUAAGAAACAAUGUUUAAUUAGUGGGAAACCUGCAAUGUAUUUUGAUCCUAAAACUGGGUUACCAUAUGGUAGUGUUGAUGCUUAUAAAGUUAUUAAAGAUAUACAGAAUGGUUCAUGGGCUUGGGUUGAUUUCCCAACUGGUGGGUCUUAUGUUGUUAAUAGAGAUUUUAAAAAACAUGCAAAGGAUGUACCUGAAGGAUUUGAUGAUUAA